AUGGCCGCGGGCAGCAGCGCGGACUGGAUGGGCUCCCUCGCCCCCGCCCUCAGCGCCUUCCCGCUGGCCCAUCUGGCCAUCCCAGGAUCACAUGAUUCUUUCAGCUACUGGGUUGAUGAGAAAUCUCCUGUGGGACCUGAUCAAGCCACGGCAAUCAAACGUUUGGCUAAAAUUUCUUUGGUGAAAAAGCUGAUGAAGAAAUGGUCAGUGACUCAAAACCUGACCUUCAAAGAGCAGCUGGAAGGUGGGAUCCGCUACUUUGAUCUGCGCGUAUCUUCCAAACCGGGAGAAGUGGGACAGGAGAUCUACUUCAUACAUGGUUUGUUUGGCAUCAAAGUAUGGGAUGGACUGAUGGAGAUAAACACCUUCCUCGCAGAGCACCCCAAAGAAGCUGUCUUCUUGGAUUUCAAUCACUUCUAUGCAAUGGAAGACGAGCACCACAUAUACCUGAUUAACAGGAUCCGGGAAGCAUUUGGAUCAAAACUUUGCACAAUGGAAUAUGUAGAAAAUGUGACCUUGCGAUAUCUUUGGGAGAAGAGUCAGCAGGUUCUCAUUUUCUACCACUACCCUCUGUAUCAGGAAUAUCCCUUCCUGUGGCCAGGGAAUAAAAUGCCAGCACCUUGGGCAAACACAACCAACGUGCACAAGCUAUUACAGUUCUUAGAGACCACUCUUGGGGAGCGGGCUCAACAUGGAACUUUUCAUGUUUCUCAAGCUAUUCUCACACCCAGGGUCAAAACUAUUGCACGGCACCUAAUCCGUGGCCUAAAAAAUACGCUUGUUCACAGGAACCUGCCUAUGAUUUUGAACUGGGUAAAGACACAGAAGCCAGGCAUUAUGGGCGUUAACAUAAUUACAUCAGACUUUGUGGAGCUGGUUGACUUUGCUGCCACGGUUAUUGCAUUAAACGACCUCCUUUUAGAAGGGCACCAAGCUGUGACUAAAUCCUGA
Molecule: messenger RNA, 951 nt
Organism: Mauremys mutica (yellowpond turtle)
Lineage: Eukaryota; Metazoa; Chordata; Testudines; Geoemydidae
Gene: PLCXD2
Product: phosphatidylinositol specific phospholipase C X domain containing 2
Exons: 4
Coding region: 1-951 (316 amino acids)
Biological process (GO): lipid metabolic process
Molecular function (GO): phosphoric diester hydrolase activity
Source: RefSeq, a predicted model, not a curated record